AUGUCUAUGGCAUUUGAAUUUCCCCCUGUCAUCGGAUGCAGGAAUCAUAAGGAGAAGAGCCGUUACUUGCGUGCUCAACCGAGACGACGAGUAAAUAUGCUUUGCGAUUAUGCGCAGAGUACUCGCUUGGAGAAUGAUGACCUGUUGGCUCUUGGUAUCGAGAGUGUCAGGGAAUUCUUCAAUGGUCAGCUUCCACCAGGCUGUUACCGCAACGAUCGAGGUUUUUGGUUCCGGGUCACUGGUUCCGGAGAGCUGGGCAGGGUUCAAUGGAGUCGGCCAAAUGGGCAACGCGUCUGGUUUGCUGGACAAGUACCAGGUAUCCCUCCUCCGCAGCUGCCCCGUGAGAUGCAAUUUGCGCCUGGUGAAUGGAGAACACAAGAGGGUUUCCCCUCCUUUCACCAUGCCGCUCCACAACCUCGGCUCGGCCACCGUUCGCCGGCAAACUUUUUCUACUCUGCAAGCGGGCCUCUCUUCAAUCACCCUACUUCUCCGCAGCAGUACCCUACUUCUGCCGAUCAGUUGCAGCAGCACCCUGCCCGUCUCGCUCCUGCCCCCCUUGGCCCUUGCGUUGCUGCCCAGCAGCAACAUUUCGGUGCAGCUCCUGCUUACGAGCAGCCCUUCCUUUUCCCUGCCACUGGAGAGCAACAUCAGCCGAGAGUCUUCGCUGGCCUUGGGGAGAUAUCCCCAUUCUUUACUACUUUUGACGAGCAACAUAACCUCGACGCCGCCCCUGCAUCUAGAGAGCAACCUCCACUUCUCGUUGCUGUUCACGAUCAGCCUCUCUCCUUCCGCUCUGCCGGGAAGCAGCCCCCCCUCCCCGUCGCUUCUCUCGAGCAGCAGUAUGACGCCACUCAUUUUACACAUCCAGGAGAACAGGUGCUGGGGGCAGGUGCAGGUCAAGCCCCCUCAACGUCUGAGAACGAGUUGAUCGAGCGUAUACAAAGCUUCCUGAAUGAGGAUAAAAGGGCAACGCGUAUGUACGAGAAACGAUGGGCAGCUCUGGAGGACAAGGUGAUGAGCUCAUAUCCGGGCUAUGGUCUGGUGUAA
Molecule: messenger RNA, 1047 nt
Organism: Didymella exigua CBS 183.55
Lineage: Eukaryota; Fungi; Ascomycota; Dothideomycetes; Pleosporales; Didymellaceae
Exons: 1
Coding region: 1-1047 (348 amino acids)
Source: RefSeq, a predicted model, not a curated record